Molecule: messenger RNA, 330 nt
Organism: Colias croceus (clouded yellow)
Lineage: Eukaryota; Metazoa; Arthropoda; Insecta; Lepidoptera; Pieridae
Exons: 2
Coding region: 2-307 (101 amino acids)
Source: RefSeq, a predicted model, not a curated record
AAUGAAUCAAACGUUUGUUUUGCACCUUAUCGUUUUCACGUGCAUACUAUGCAUUAUACAGAGUAGUUCUAUUUCAAGCCUUAUUGAAAGUAAAGGUCAUGGUGUUAUACGACAUGUAGACGGCGUAGAAUUUGACUCAAUAUCCCGAGGCACUCUAUUGCAAAUCCUAUCUGCUUUUGAUGAGAACAUCAAAUCAAGGAUGGGCGGGAAGAAAAUACCCCUGUUUAAAGCGGAAUUUGCUAACAAUAAACACACGUAUCCAUUUAUUUAUCCGCACUUCUUUAAUAAGAAAGAAAUUUGGAUGUGAAUGAAGAAUAAAUUUUGAUAAAA